AUGGGAGCCCCGUUAAUCCGCGCACAGGACGUCUCAUCGCAGUCACGGCCACGGAAUGAUGGAUCGUUCAAGUUCGCCGCCAGGACGAGCUUCUCCUGUGUGGGGCGUGCCGCCGGGUACUACGCGGACGUGGAAACCGGCUGCCAGAUCUACCACAUGUGCGACGGCCUGGGGCGCCAGUUCAGCUACGCCUGCCCCAACACAACCCUGUUCCAGCAGCGGAUGCUCAUCUGCGACCACUGGUACAUGGUGAACUGCUCGAAAGCUGAGAGCAACUACGCCGCCAACCUGCUAAUCGGCCAACGGGACAAACCGUUCGUACCGGAGGAGGAAAAUGAAAUCCGUACACCACGCCCCGAUCUGCUCGAUCAGCCGGAUGCGCUCGAUUUUGUUGGGCCAGCGCUCAUGAGCUUCUUCAAGGCCACCAUUCCGGCUCCGCAGAAUGCGAUCUUCGAAAGUCAGGCCCGGUCGCGGCCCGGGGCCGUCGCGGUCCCUGGCUCCGGGAAGGCGGCGAACACCAAGAAGUCGUCGAUCGCGGAAAUUUUCCAGGAAAGUGCCAGCAACCACGGGUUACCGAUCCACUGGGCCACGCGUUACGCGGAGGAAGGUGACGAGCAGCGGGUGAAUGGGACGACCGAGCGGCCGGAAGUGGCAGAUCAGCAGGGCGCUAAAAGCAAGCGCGACGAGGAGAAGAACGAGAGCCGCAACACGGUCAGUAUCGCAGUGACGGCAACUGCGAGCCCGGCGACCGUGACACCCCGAACGAUCGGAACGUCAGCCGUGAGGCCCUCGGUUAAGGUUCCUUCGCGGCGCUACGAACCACCGUUCUUGCCGGAAGAGUCGAACCGUCGAUCGAGUUCCAGUGGCCCGGACACGACAGACCUGAACACCAUCCCAACGACCUCGUCCCGUUUGCCCACCGUCAGCAAUGCGCCGACCACUACCCGGCCACGACUAUCGACAACCUCUCGCCUCAGCACACCUCGGUCGACUGCAGCAUUCACGACGAAGACAACGACGACGACGACGAAGGUUCCCGGCACGUCAGUCAGCCCGUCCACGAGGAAGCCUUCGCAGCAGCAGCUGCCACGAGCCCAACCAGGACCUCAAUUCGCUGGCCCUCUGGCCGCUGGCAGCUCCUCCAGUCGCAGCAACAACCAACCCUCGGAUCCUCGGCAGUCCAGUCUGCCGGCGUCGCCGAUCAUCUUCAGUCCACCGGCGGCUACGGCCGGUCUCUUCGACAAUCCGUACGCCCUGCAGCGACCACAGAUCGUACCGGUUGGCACGCCACCGGACCGUGUCCCGAUUCCGUCCCGUGACCUGCUUCCACCCUACGAGAACAUCGCCAACUUCGAUCAGAUCAAAACGCGCUACACGAGCGAAUCGAUCUACACCCGGCCGGCGAUCACCAACGAACCAUCGGCGGGACCGGUAAAGACGGCCAUCGACAAGCUGGCUGAUACGGCUGAUCCUGCACCGGCCCCGGUCGCUCCAGCCCAGGGUUCCGAUAAGAUUCCACGCCCGUUCAGCAUAGCGGCGCCACCGAACGAUCUGUUGCCACCGCGAAAGGAGUACGUGUUCUACGAUGACGCCACAACGCAGGGCCCCCCAAUCUACUACCAGUGGAAGUGGUCCGUCCCUUCGUUCGGUCUCGAUCCGCCGGGGCUCGAAGCACCACCGCCGCCGCCACCGGCAGAGCUGGCCAACACCGCAGAGAACCGUCGAUCGAACCCUGGUGACGUCACGCUGCAAGCGCAGGAAGAGGAGAAGCUUAGCGCCCAGCUCAACCCCAACGCGCAGCAAGACCAGCGGGACGGUGCGGACGGUCGUCAACGGCGGGGCCAGAACCGGGAGCACAACCAAACCGCUCGGUCAAUCUCGUCCGAGACGGGCACCCACGGCGAGAACCGAGUGGUGGAGAUCGACAGCAAACGGGUGGUGCAGCUGCCCCAGCACAACUAUCUCGCACUGCGGCAACAGUUCGCGAUACCCGACUUCACGUUCCCGCUGGACUUGGGAACCGUGGCCAAGGGUGGCCAGUACGAGCAGGUCGACGCCGUGGACUCGUUCCAGGUGCAUAUCCCGAGCGAUGUGUCCGUGCGCAGUGGAAGCGAUUCGGGGAAGCGCCCCUGGUACGGUGAGAACGCCCGGUGUCCCGAGUGUCAUCCGGGGUUCCUGAGGCCGGGCACCUGUGAACCGUGCGUGAAGGUCCGACGAUGAAACACAACGGUGAACCAGCACCGAAAGGGAUUUGCGCCCGGCGCGUUCUUAUUCCGCAUCCCAUCAUCAUCAUCCCCAUCAUGUCAUCACGGCCGCGCUCUGCGUCAUCGUCAAUCGUCAGCUCUGUCGCCAUUCUCAUCGUCGUCGUACCGCCCUCACCAGAUCCGGAUCCGCGAUCCGCGGGUCGCGAUCUGCGAUCCGCAUUUGUUCUGCCUCUGCACUUUCGCCCAUUUCAUGCGCCAGACGUCGUCGUCGUCGUGCCGAUGUAAAUACACAGUUUUUUGUCUAUAAUAUACCA
Messenger RNA from Anopheles bellator, 2518 nucleotides. RefSeq lists its product as uncharacterized. The transcript is spliced from 4 exons. The coding region runs from base 1 to 2220 and encodes 739 amino acids. Gene Ontology annotation, molecular function: chitin binding. Gene Ontology annotation, cellular component: extracellular region. The record is from RefSeq and is a predicted model, not a curated record. NCBI's taxonomy places the organism in Eukaryota, Metazoa, Arthropoda, Insecta, Diptera, Culicidae.